AAAUCAACUCAGAACGGUGGAGGGAGGGAGAGAGAGGGGGCAGAAAACGCCCUGGAAAUCUGGUUGAUCAAGAAAUCGAAAAAGACUGACAGAGUCCUAGCAGACUGCGAAGGCGUGACAGUGUGAAAGUGUUUUUCUUGGAGUGAGGAGAAGUGGAGAAGUUUUCAAGGAUGCUCAAGCAGGCGUGAGGCUUCUAGGGCGCUAAGGCUGCGCACAGAAGUCAAGAAUACAAGAACAGAAGCAAUAAACUGAAGCUCCUUGGCUUUGCUUGAGCAAUCCAAGGAAAACAAAGAGAAUUUGUGCUACAACGAGGCUUGAAUUGAAGAAAACAAAAACAAGAUGGCUGACGAAGAGGAGACAAGGGAGGUACUCUUUCCAGAUUGGGAAGGUGCUGACAAAACUGGCAUGACCAUUGAACAGACAAGUGGAGGACAGCUCUUUGUUAAGGAGGUGAAAGGAGAGUCACCAGCAGCACGGUCUGGAAAAGUAUAUGAAGGUGACCAAAUUGUGGGUGCCACUAUCUACUUUGAAAAUAUGAGUUCUGAAGAAACAGCAGAGCUACUAAAGACACUGAACAAACACAAGGUUGGACUGAAACUACAAAACAAAGGAGACAAAUCCCCUUACUACUCACCGCUGAGCACACCAUGUCGUUCACCAGUCAGCACCCUUACAUGGGAAGGAAAGACCCGCUUUGGAGAUUCCAGUCCAGAUAUCAUUCUUAGUGGGGAUGAUGAAGAUUAUAAGCGAAUAUACACAAGAAAGAUAAAACCAAGGCUGAAAUCUGAAGACCUUGCAGAGGGAGUGGAUGUUCGCACGGAGCGGCACAGCAGCACAAGCAGCGAUGGCAGCACAAUUACUACCAUCACUCGUCGUAUCACUACUUACACAGUAGAUAUGCCAAGUGGCAUAAGUGAGCAACUUGAACUUUCAAGCCCAGACGUCAAAGGGCUAAGGCAUGAAUCUGGAGAUGGAUCUUCUCAUAUCAGAAUCUCACAUGGCAGCCCUUCAGGUAAAAUGGGAGCAGAAGAAGGUGUUUUUGAGUCAGGCGACAUAACUUACACUGGGCCAAAUAUCACUUCCACUGUGACACGCUGGGGCAAUGGUGGGGUUCAAACUACAACGCAUAUAGGAGAGGAAAAAGAAAGAAGUGAUCUUAGAUUUAAGGUUCCUAGCUUUGGAGUAACAGGUAGUAAAUGCCAUGAAGGCACUGAAACUUCAAGAGGGAGUAGCGAGCAAGGAGAUGAAAGUGUUCAGGAUUCAGAAAUGACUGUGACACUAAGAGACAACAAAAACACUGCCGGCAGCCAUGUUACAGCUGGGUCAGGGGGUGCUGGGAUAAUUUCAACUGACGAAAACGGAGGGUCGGGUAGACUGUCUUUACCAGGAAAAGGAAUGAAAAUUUUGACUGCAACCACAGAGAAAACACAGAUGGGAAGUUCAGACAGUACUUUAGAUGAGAGGACAAAAGUUAAGAUAUCUGGAAUUACAAUCAGUCCCCUGCAGACGAAAGGAUCAGGUAGUACUGACAUUCCACAUAUCAGAAUAGGAGGGUCGACAGAUACUGGUGCAAAUUUGAAAGAUGGCAGGAUAGAAAAAUCAACAAUAACAUUAGAUAAUGUUACCUCGGGACUUUCUUCAAAAAAAUCUGAACUGGACAUCAAAGGAGCCGGUGUUCAGAUCAAGGGCCCCAGAGCCAACACUGAAGGGUCAGUUUUGAGUGUAAGACAUUCAGAGUCUGAAAGUGACAUCGGAAGUGCUGAAAUCAACUCUAAUAUUCAAAUCAAACUCCCAACAACUGAUAGCAAAUACAAAAUGGAUGUUAAUGUUCCAUCCAUAUCUGGGCUGAAUAAGGUUGAGGGAAAAGGUGAUUUAACUGGUGAGAGAAAAACAGCAGGACUGAAAUUUGACAUUAAAGGUUCAAAUACAGACACUGAGAGGAAAGAGGGAACAAACGCUCAUGUACAAAUUCCUGAAGCUGACAUUAAAGCAAUAAAACCUUCUAUUGACAGUAAGGAUGUAAAAAUUAAAGGACCCAGUGUUGAUAUUAAAAGAACACAAGUAAAUGUCACAGUGCCUGCUGCAGAAUUUGGAGUUCCAAAAGCAGAGCGUCUAGAUGUUGAUCUAAAACUUUCCAAAUCCAAAACUGACACCAAAAUACCUAAAGUUGAAAAUAAAGCAGGGAUAAAAGGGGAGAUAAAAACACACGAGAUUGAUGUCAAAGGUCUAGAGAUAAACCUUCCCAGGACUGGUAUUGAUGUUAAAGCACCUGAUUUUGAUAUUACAGGACCGCAAGUGGACACAGAAGACCUUGAUGUGAAUCUCAAAGGAUCAAAAAUAGAAGUACCAUCAUUGUCGGGAACUAAACUGAAAGAUUUGGACAUGAGUGUGAAAGGUCCCAAAAUGAAGGGAAAUGUUGAUGUACCAAACCUUGAGAGGGAUAUAAAAACUCCAAAAAUGAAGAUUGAAGGAAAAGAAAUUGACAGUGAAGGCCAAACCAGUGGACUUAUUAUGUCCAAUAUUAAAAUGCCAUCUCUUUGCAUAAAAGGUCCAAAGCCUGAAGGUCAGGAUGUGAAUAUUAACCUUUCCAAGACUGAAAUUAAUGUUAAAGCACCUGAAGUCGAUGUAUCAUCAUCACGGGGACCCAAAUUGGAGGAGUUCAACAACACUGUAAAAGGGCCAAAACUCAAGGGAGAUGUUACUGUAUCAGCUCCAAAGAUUGAGGGAGACCUACAAGCUCCAAAAGUGGACAUUGAAGGAAGAUAUGUUAAUAUUGAGGGUCAUAAAGGGGGACUUAAAAUGCCCAAAGUUGAAAUGUCAUCCUUUGGUGUGAAAGGUCCAAAGGUUGAAGGUCCAGAUGUUGAUGUCAGCCUUCCUAAAGGGGAUAUUGAAAUGAAAGCACCCGUUGACAUUAAAGGAGCGGACAUUGAUGUUGAAGGUCCGAGUGGAAAGAUCAAAGGACCAAAAUUCAAGAUGUCAGGUAUGUCCGGGCCGAAAAUUUCCAUGCCUGAUGUGGAUUUCAAUCUGAAAGGCCCCAAAGUUGAAGGUGAGGUGGAUGUUCCAAAGAUUGAAGGAAGAGUGAAAGCACCGGGAGUUGAUAUUAGUGGACCAGACCUUGAAGGUCCUGAUGUAAAAUUGAAAGGGCCAAAGUUCAACCUUCCAUCACUUUCAGGACCCAGUCUACCAGACUUCGACAUUAAUUUGAAAGGCCCCAAAGUUAAGGGAGAUGUCUCAGCUCCAAAGGUUGAGGGAGACAUCAAAGGCCCCAAGAUGGAUAUCCAAGGUCCAGAGAUUGACAUUCAAGGACCCAAAAGUUCACUUAAUAUGCCCAGUAUUAAAAUGCCAUCUUUUGGUUUCAAAGGUCCAAAGGUUGAGGGUCCAGAUGCUGACAUACACCUUCCCAAGGCCGAUAUCAAUGUAAAAACACCGAAAGUUGAUAUUACAGUGCCAGAAGUUGAAUGUUCCUAUGCAAAACCAAAAGGACCCAAAAUGAAACUUCCAUCAUUGUCUGGACCUAAGUUGGAGGGCCCCGACAUUAACAUUAACAUUCCCAAACCCAACAAUGAAUUUAAAACAUCCGAUAUUGGAAUUGACCUCAAAGGGCCUAAAGUUAAAGGUGAAGUGGAUGCAUCGGUGCCCAUGUUUGAAAGUGACAUAAAAGGUCCAAAUGCUAACAUCUCUAAUGAUGAUGAAAAGACUGCUGUUACCUUUCCUAAGUUUAAAGGUCCUAAGUUUGCAAUGAAAACCCCAGUUCUCGAAGAGUCUAAAUCCAAUAUCAAGAUGCCCAGUACAGCACCAAAAAGUCUCAAAACAGAAGUUAGUUUCCCAGACACUGACGCAAGUGUUGAUGCCCCUGAUAUUGACAUCAAUGUAAAAGGGAAAAAAGGAAAAUUUAAACUUCCAAAAGUUAAAGGAAAGGCAAAGAAACCUGAUGUUGACAUAGAAACACCAGCAACAGAAAUCAAUGCAGACAUAACAAACAGUUAUGCUAAAGGAACAAAAACAAAGAAGUCUCGGUUUGGAAAGCUUCAUUUUCCUGAUGUAGAAUUAGAUAUAAAAUCACCAAAACUAAAAGGAGAUGGAUCUUUAUCUGCCAUUGAUGGCUCUGGCAGUCAUAGUGCAAAUGUUAACUUGGAAGGGUCGAACAUGAAAGUAAAAUCUUCUAAUAUUAAAAUGCAAAGCGGGACUGAUUCAGAAAUAAACGCAAGUGCUUCAGGAGGAAGUGCAAGUGGUGGCCUUCAGUACCCAGAGGGUAAAGUCACAUUUACCAAAAUCACAAUGCCAAAGUUUGGCAUUGUGUUGCCACAGGUGGAAACCAAAGAAAGUGGAGGAAAUAUUGAAUCAGAACCUGCAGCUAGUGUAGACAUCAAGACAGAAUCUCCAUCUAUUAGUUGCCAAGUCAGUUCUCAAAAUAUUGAGGUUCCCAGUCCAGAGCUGAGACAAGAAGGCAAAGUUAAGGUAAAGAUGCCAAAAAUUUUUGGCAAAUCAAAAGCGAAGGGCAGUAGUGUAGGUGACCUUCACGGAUCAGAGGCAGAAUUAAGUAGCAGUGGAAAAGCAGGUAAGACCUCUAAAGAGCUAAGUGUACAUUCUGGGGAAAUGAUGGGUGGAAAAAUAGAAUUAGAGGGUGAUCCAGGACUGGGUUUGUCAACUAAAGGCAAAUCGGCCUCACUUGAUCUUUUUAAGAAAUCAAGACAUCGAUCUUCCUCUUUCAGUGAUGAGGGGGGAGUUAGUUCUCCUUCAGCUCAAUUAGAGGCUGAAGGUGGUGACAUUUCUUUAGAUCUCGGAAGCAAGGUCAAGGGAAAGAAAGGCAAGCUUAAGUUUGGUACUUUUGGAGGUUUUGGUUCAAAGUCAAAGGGCUCAUAUGAAGUGACACUGGGAGAUGACAGUGAAGCACGAAUGGAGGGGAGUGCAGGUGUUUCGCUACCUGCUAAAAAAUCAAGACUGUCUUCAUCCUCUAGCAGUGAUAGUGGUUCAAGAGGUGGUUUCAGGUUCCCCAAAGUUGAGCUAUCAGUUUCACCCACAAAGUGAUAAAGAGACAAAUUAAAACCUCAAUUGCAACCAAAUGUUUUCUCCUAAUAUUGAAAAUUGCUCUUUGUUUCUUUAAAACCUAAGGAGACAUGCACAAUCAUCUCAGUGUGGUUAAUUAUGAAUAUCUUUUAGUAAUCAAACAGAAGUGCAUGAGAUUGUUUAAAAUCCCUUCAAACUGUAAAUAAGAUUAAUUUGUAAUAAUAAAUAUUGUUUUUUGUAUAUAGUCCAGAUUUAAUAAAUAUAUGCCAUCUCACAUCAAUAGUUUGUUACAGGGUUUUCUCACUGUGUUCUUUUUCAUUCUAUUAAAUAAAUGUUAAUGAAUGGUUGUGGUAUAUUUGUGUCCAGGGGUCUAUUGCACAGAACCAAUAUGUUUUUUUUAAAGAUUAAAAUGUUGUUUAUUCACUCAAAUACAGUUACCUUUUUAAGUAGGGAGUGAUUUUAUUUUCAAACUUUAAUAAUAUAUAAUCAGUAAGUAAAGAUGCCUUUUUAUAACACAUUGUAAAGAGUGAUAAUGUAUAUACCAAUACUGCAACUGUUUUUACAUUUUCAAGUGCUGUCAGUAGUAUUCUGUUCAUUUUAAACAAAAUGUAUUUGCUUAAAUUUGCCAUUUACCACAAAUAUUCAUUUGGUUCAGUUAUUUUAAACAGGAUCUCUUUCCUAAUCAUGUGUUAUUGUCACUCAUUAAUGGUCUGUUUAAUGAUUUUAUUUCAUUCUGUCACUCUCUCUCUUUGUAUACACACCAUAUGCUUGCAUUAAGUGUCACAAAUAGUACCCCCUUGAUGUUAAUUUGUUUGCAUACAAAUUCUUUGUUGAUAGACAAAGAAAUAGUAUUGACUAGAUGCAAGAGAGAUCAUUAUUUGGGUCUAUUUUUUGUGUGCAAUCUGCCAAAUAAACUAAAUAAAAAAA
This is a messenger RNA of Pundamilia nyererei, 5934 nucleotides long. RefSeq names its product AHNAK nucleoprotein (gene ahnak). The transcript is spliced from 7 exons. The record is from RefSeq and is a predicted model, not a curated record. Gene Ontology annotation, molecular function: protein binding. NCBI's taxonomy places the organism in Eukaryota, Metazoa, Chordata, Actinopteri, Cichliformes, Cichlidae. Gene Ontology annotation, biological process: regulation of RNA splicing. The coding region runs from base 340 to 5028 and encodes 1562 amino acids. Gene Ontology annotation, cellular component: costamere; nucleus; cytoplasm.